Molecule: messenger RNA, 1528 nt
Organism: Polyodon spathula (Mississippi paddlefish)
Lineage: Eukaryota; Metazoa; Chordata; Actinopteri; Acipenseriformes; Polyodontidae
Product: probable G-protein coupled receptor 171
Exons: 3
Coding region: 273-1307 (344 amino acids)
Biological process (GO): G protein-coupled receptor signaling pathway
Cellular component (GO): membrane
Molecular function (GO): G protein-coupled purinergic nucleotide receptor activity
Source: RefSeq, a predicted model, not a curated record
AGAUGAAGAGUUUGAUAAAUGCCACUUUCAACUAGGCUUUGAGACUGAGUUUUGUAUAGUUCGAUCUUGGACGGCUCUUAAUCAAGACCCAGCUUUGAAAAUACCUGAAACAGUUUCACUUCCUUCUGCCAGGUGUCUGGAUUCCAUUUUAGUAAGAGUGAUGAAGAGGGAAACUGCAUUCAGAUAACCAGUGAGGUUUCAGGGGAAGUUGUGAGAAGAUGUGUCUGUUAGAUAAGGCCUGAUUUUUAACUUCCCGCCUGUGUUUAUCGAUAAUGAAGAUGAAUUGGUCUUCUUCGGAAGCUGAUCACAGUGAGUACUGCGCAGUCAACGACCAAAUGGAGCCGUUCACUUACUUCUACUACAUGAUCUUCUUGACUGGAAUCAUUGGGAGCUCUGUGGCACUGUGGGCAUUCAAACAGCAUGGCAAAAACAACAGCCAAUGCAUAAACAUUUACCUGCUCAACCUACUAACUUCAGACUUCUUACUGACUCUGGCCUUGCCUUUUAAAAUUGCUGUUGACUUAGGCAUUGCCCCUUGGAAACUGAAGAUCUUCCACUGCCAGUUCUCUGCCUGCCUCAUAUACAUAAACAUGUACGCAUCCAUUACAUUCUUAGCUUUUGUGAGCGUAGAUCGGUACCUUCAGAUAACUCAAAGCUCAAAACUGUUAAGGAUACAGAAUGUGGGAUUUGCUAAAAUGAUGUCUGGAGUCGUGUGGGGUUUGGUGCUGUUCAUCAUGGUCCCGAACAUGCUAAUUCCCAUCAAGACUAUAGAAGAAAAAACUCUGGUCACCUGCGCCGAAUUCAAACAGGAACUUGGGCUCAACUGGCACAUACUUACAAAUUUCAUAUGCAUCGCUAUAUUUCUGAAUGCUUCGGCCGCUAUACUGAUUUCAAAUUGGCUUGUCUUGAAGCGCCUAUGUCGAAAAAGGAACUACGAGAACCACCACAAUGUAAAGCAGGCUAUGUUCAAUAUCCUGGUUGUCACCCUAGGAUAUGUUGUUUGUUUUGUUCCGUACCACAUCGUUCGAACCCCGUACACGUUUACACAGAACAAGGUCAUCACCGACUGCUCGCUGAAGCGCUCGCUGUUUUUAGCCAAGGAAAGUACCUUGCUGCUGUCGGUGCUAAAUCUUUGUUUUGAUCCAGUCCUCUACUACCAUCUCUCACACUCCUUUAGACAAAAGGUCUCUGAGGCAUUCAAGCCACAAAGACAGCCUUCCAAAAAAACACAGUUCCGGCUGAAAAAUGAAACGUGUUCAAUAAAAGAAAAAGAAACCUUAACAACUGUAGAAAAUGACCUAAAAUAAUGUCUUGUUCUAUUUGUUCGCUUUCAUUCUUGGAUGUAUAAAUAAAUCGAGACAUUUUUGCUCUCACAUGACUGUCGUAGUGUUGUACUGAUGUAUAUAAUUGGUGAAUAUUUACAACAAAGUAACUCAUGUGGAUAUUCUGACUACUACCUUAAGAAUUUAAAUGUCAUAUCAUUAUAUUUAGUACUGUAUGAGCAACCAUCAAUACAUCACAUUACAAC